CCAGCGGCGGCGCCGGAGAGGAGCGGUGGCGAGGGCGCGGCGGGGCCGGGGCGGCGGCGGGAGCGGCGAGGCCAUGGACCGCGUGAGCAGCUCCAUGAAGCAGGUGUCCAACCCGCUGCCCAAGGUGCUCAGUCGGCGGGCGGGCGGCGGCGGCCCGGAGGCGGAGCGGGAGAGCUUCGAGCGUGCCCAGACUGUCAGCAUCAAUAAGGCUAUUAAUGCGCAGGAAGUGGCUGUCAAGGAGAAACACGCCAGAACAUGCAUCCUGGGCACACACCACGAGAAGGGGGCACAGACCUUCUGGUCGGUGGUGAACCGCCUGCCGCUGUCAGGCAAUGCCGUGCUCUGCUGGAAGUUCUGCCACGUCUUCCACAAACUCCUCCGGGACGGCCACUCGAAUGUCCUGAAAGAUUCGGUGAGAUACAAGAACGAGCUGAGCGACAUGAGCAGGAUGUGGGGCCACUUGAGCGAGGGCUAUGGACAGCUCUGCAGCAUCUACCUCAAACUGCUUAGAACCAAGAUGGAGUUUCACACCAAGCACGGAAACUACUGGCCGGAUGGGCAGCCCUGGUGCUCCUCGCGCUGUGGCCGGAGCUGUGGUCCUCUGAAACCCUUCCGCAACUCUUGUUUCCCCACGCAGAAUCCCCGCUUCCCCGGCAACCUCCAGAUGUCCGACCGGCAGCUUGACGAGGCCGGGGAGAAUGAUGUCAAUAAUUUUUUCCAGCUGACAGUGGAGAUGUUUGACUACCUGGAGUGUGAGCUGAACCUCUUCCAGACAGUGUUCAGCUCCCUGGACAUGUCGCGCUCGGUGUCGGUGACGGCCGCGGGGCAGUGCCGCCUGGCCCCGCUCAUCCAGGUCAUCCUGGACUGCAGCCACCUCUACGACUACACUGUCAAGCUGCUCUUCAAGCUCCACUCCUGUUUGCCAGCGGAUACACUGCAGGGCCACCGGGAUCGCUUCCUGGAGCAGUUCAGAAAGCUGAAGGACCUUUUCUACCGCUCCAGCAACCUGCAGUACUUCAAGCGGCUGAUUCAGAUCCCGCAGCUGCCAGAGAACCCUCCCAAUUUCCUGCGUGCCUCGGCACUAUCAGAGCACAUCAGCCCCGUGGUGGUCAUCCCUGCCGAGGCGUCCUCACCCGACAGCGAGCCCAUCACAGACCUGGUGGAGAUGGACACAGCAUCGCAGAGCCUGUUUGACAAUAAGUUUGAUGACAUCUUCGGCAGCGCUUUCAGCAGCGACCCCUUCAACUUCAACAGCCAGAACGGGAUGAACAAGGAUGACAAGGACCGGUUAAUCGAGCAGCUUUAUGGGGAGAUCGCAGCCCUGAAGGAGGAGCUGGAGAACUUCAAGGCCGAGAGCGGCCGGGGUGCGGUGCAGCUGCGCGGCCGCGCCAGCGAGCUGGAGGCCGAGCUGGCCGAGCAGCGGCACCUGAAGCAGCAGGCACAGGACGAGAGCGAGUUCCUGCGCACGGAGCUGGAGGAGCUGAAGAAGCAGCGGGAGGACACCGAGAAGGCGCAGAGGAGCCUGACGGAGAUCGAAAGGCGGGCGCAAGCCAAUGAGCAACGGUACAGCAAGCUGAAGGAGAAGUACAGCGAGCUCGUGCAGAACCACGCCGACCUGCUGCGGAAGAACGCGGAGGUGACCAAGCAGGUGACCGUGGCCAGGCAGGCCCAGGGGGACGUGGAGCGGGAGAAGAAGGAGCUGGAGGACUCCUUCCAGCGGGUGAGCGAGCAGGCUCAGAGGAAGUCUCAGGAGCAGGCAGAGGUGCUGGACACGCUGAAGCGGGAGCUGGCAGCCAGCAGACAGGAGCUGCAGGUCCUGCAGGGCACCCUGGAGUCCAGCACACAGGCAGGAGCGGAGCAGAGCACCCGGAUUGCCAGCCUGGAGCAGGAGAGGGACAGCCUGAGCCAGGCAGCGGAGCGGCACGGGGAGGAGAUGGCUGCCCUGCGGGCCGAGCUGCAACAGCUGCGGGACACAUUCAGCCACGAGCAGGAGAGCAGCAAGAUGGAGCUGGAGACGCUGCGGAUCCAGCUGAGAGACAAGGAGAGCAAGGAGCAGGCACUGCAGCGGCGCCUGGCCGAGGAGCAGUUUGCCCUGCUGCAGGGCACCGCGCGGGAGGCGGAGCGGAUGGUGCAGGAUGCCCUCGGUCGCCUGGAGGAUCCUGCUCACAUCGGCUGCACCGGCUCAGCGGAUUGCCUCCUCUCCAGGACGCUGGCAGCCUCUGAGUGCGUGGAGCGGCUGCGGGACGCACACAGCAAAUACCUUUCCGAUCGCGCAGCUGUGGGCUCCCUGCUGCCCUGCCUGGCCCUCUUCGCCCACCUCGUCAGUGACACCCUCCUGCAGGGCAGCGCUACCUCACACGUGGCCCCCAUGGAGCCUGCCGACCGUCUGCUGGAGAUGUGCAAGCAGUGCGGCAGCGAGGCCGUAAGCUACCUCAGUGCCCUGCAAGACCCGGGGACGGUGGAAGGCGCCGACUGCAGCCCGGUGACAACCUGCCUGGGCCGGAUCAGCGCCAUCGGGGAGGAGCUGCGGCCCAGAGGGCUGGACGUCAAGCAGGAGGAGCUGGGUGACCUGGUGGACAAAGAGAUGGCGGCAACGGCAGCAGCCAUUGAAACAGCAGCUGCCCGCAUUGAGGAGAUGCUGAGCAAGGCACGGGCUGGUGACACUGGGGUCAAACUGGAAGUGAAUGAGAGGAUCCUGGGCUCCUGCACGGGCCUCAUGCAGGCCAUCCACGUCCUGGUCCUGGCCUCUAAGGACCUCCAGAGAGAGAUCGUGGAGAGUGGACGGGGUGCGGCGUCCCCCAAGGAGUUUUACGCCAAGAAUUCCCGCUGGACGGAGGGUCUCAUCUCCGCCUCCAAGGCUGUCGGCUGGGGUGCCACUGUCAUGGUCGACGCUGCCGACCUGGUGGUCCAAGGCAAGGGGACGUUCGAGGAGCUGAUGGUCUGUUCCCGGGAGAUUGCAGCCAGCACUGCCCAGCUGGUAGCAGCCUCCAAGGUGAAGGCGGACAAAGACAGCGUCAACCUUUGCAAGCUCCAACAAGCAUCCCGGGGAGUCAACCAGGCCACAGCUGGCGUGGUGGCCUCCACCAAGGCCGGGAAGUCACAGGUGGAAGAGAAAGACAGCAUGGACUUCUCCAGCAUGACGCUCACCCAGAUCAAGCGUCAGGAGAUGGACUCGCAGGUGCGGGUGCUGGAGCUGGAAAACCAGCUGCAGAAGGAGCGGCAGAAGCUGGGGGAGCUGCGCAAGAAGCACUACGAGCUGGCAGGAGUGGCGGAGGGCUGGGAGGAGGAUGCUGCAGAUUAACGCCCGUGGCAGAAGCAGCCCGCAGGGGACACCCCCAUGGUGGGCUGCGACCCAGCUCGAUGCAGCCUUUUGGGUUAAACUGGUGCAAAAGUCACCCCGAAGCACAUGUUUCCUCCGUGUCCCCCCCCCCCCGCCAAGAGCCGCCUCCAGCGCCGCAGCACCGAGAGCUGCCUGGUGAAAGCCCAGGGCCAGGAGCGAGGCCUCACCGGCCUGACGCCA
Molecule: messenger RNA, 3520 nt
Organism: Chroicocephalus ridibundus (black-headed gull)
Lineage: Eukaryota; Metazoa; Chordata; Aves; Charadriiformes; Laridae
Gene: HIP1
Product: huntingtin interacting protein 1
Exons: 31
Coding region: 74-3301 (1075 amino acids)
Biological process (GO): endocytosis; actin filament organization; clathrin coat assembly
Cellular component (GO): clathrin-coated vesicle; presynapse; actin cortical patch
Molecular function (GO): actin filament binding; phosphatidylinositol-3,5-bisphosphate binding; clathrin light chain binding
Source: RefSeq, a predicted model, not a curated record